Molecule: messenger RNA, 1329 nt
Organism: Brassica rapa (field mustard)
Lineage: Eukaryota; Viridiplantae; Streptophyta; Magnoliopsida; Brassicales; Brassicaceae
Product: zinc finger protein ZAT8-like
Biological process (GO): response to chitin; response to stress
Source: RefSeq, a predicted model, not a curated record
UUAGAGUUUACCUAAGGGUUUAGAGUUUAGGAUUUGAGUUUAGGGUUUAGUAUUAGAGUUUAGGGUUUAGUAUUAGAGUUUAGGGUUUAGUGUUUUGUUGACAAUAUUUCUUUUUUUUUGAAUUCGUUUUUAUAUAUUAUUUUUAUUUAUUUUUAAAUUUUAUUUUGAAAAGAUAAUAUAAUUUGCCAAAUUAUUUGGUUUCCUUAAUUAAAAGAUACUAGAUCUAAAAUGACAAUUUUCUAUUGGUUGGUGAACCUAAAGGUUCACUCUAGGGGGUGAACCUAAGAAUAACUCUUUACACACCCGACCUCGUUCCCCUAUAAAUACCAAACCACCACAAGUGAAACAACACAAACUACAAAGAGAAACACACAAAAGUGAAGUCAGUCAAAUUCAAUUCAAAACAAUCAACCAUGGUUGCAAGAAGUGAGAAUCUUGAUCGGACUGUGGAAGGUACGGCGGGAAAUAACGAAAAACUUGAGAGGACGGUGGAAGAUAAGGCGGCGAACUGUCUGAUGCUGUUAUCAAGAAUUGGGGAAAACGGCGGAGGAGGCCGAGAGAGUCGUGUUUACAGAUGCAAAACGUGUAUGAAAGAGUUCUCAUCGUUCCAAUCUUUAGGAGGCCAUCGCGCAAGCCACAAUAAACACGUUAACAACAGCAGCAGCGACGAACAGUCGUCACUUUCUUCGGGAUCCAUCGCUAAGACCAAGAGGAAGACCACGAACACAACAAGGUCGCAUCCUUGUCCGAUAUGUGACGUGGAUUUUCCGAUAGGACAGGCUCUUGGUGGUCACAUGAGGAAGCAUAGGAACGAGGAAGAGGCUAGCGGCGCGUUGGUUACACGCUCUUUUCUCCCUGAGGCGGCGACUUCGAUGAUUACGACAUUGAAGAAAUCGAGUAGUGGGAAAAGAGUUGCGUGUUUUGACUUGGGGCCAGAUUCUGUGGAGAGUAGCAUCAAUUUGAACUUGGAGUUAGGAAGUAGUAUGUACUGAUUUUCCAUAUUCAUCUGGAUAUAGUUCCUAUUCCUUAGUUUUAUAUAUAGAGUAAGCUAGCAUCUUGAUUUUGCAUAGAGUUGUUGUAUAUGGGAUAUGAUUUUACAUGAAAGCUCGCAGGGUUGAGAUAUGAAUGUUGCAGUAGUUUUGAAACUAGAAUAUAACCGUUGUUACAGGUCUAGUUGUUAUGGUUAACCACAACUGAAUUUGAAAAGUUUCAUGAUCACUGACAAUUCAGAACAGAUGUUUGUAUUUGAGUAAUGUCAAUGGGAAAAGCUACUGCGUAAUCAAAUAUAGUUUUUUGUUGGAAUAAAAAAGAAUAGCAUACAUUUUUGUA